AUGGAUAUAAAUAAGGAACAUGUGGACGAUCAUGAAACCUCCGAGGCUCUAACUACUUCCGACAGGAAUUGUGGUCCCACCUUGAGUGAAAACAAACUUAAACCUUUCUUUGGUUGGUACCAACCUCAGUUGGGGAGGCUGAAUGCGAAAAAUACUGUUAGGAGUGAGCCGGGGGACCAAGGCAGCUGUCAGGCAGACUACGACAGCGAACGCUUUUUUUUUGAUUCCACCAGAAAAAUGCUAGCGGAUGAAGUCGCUCGUCGCAAGGAUGAACGCCACAAUUCAAAAAGUGCCGAUAAACUUCGUAAGGAGCCUAAAACUACUACGGUAAACACCGAUGACGAUUUCGAGAAGCUAUUUGCCCCUCUUGGGCAUGCUACCCCUAUAGAGGACUUAUUUUGGGGACCCCCUUUGAGUAAGAAACUGCCCCCGGCCACGGACUAUGAGCGGCUACUAAAUGAUUAA
Molecule: messenger RNA, 465 nt
Organism: Phytomonas sp. Hart1
Lineage: Eukaryota; Euglenozoa; Kinetoplastea; Trypanosomatida; Trypanosomatidae
Source: the annotation of a GenBank genome assembly